Messenger RNA from Botrytis cinerea B05.10, 3986 nucleotides. RefSeq lists its product as hypothetical. The transcript has 5 exons. Gene Ontology annotation, molecular function: protein serine/threonine kinase activity; ATP binding. The record is from RefSeq and is a predicted model, not a curated record. Bases 1677 to 3167 code for a protein of 496 amino acids. Lineage: Eukaryota; Fungi; Ascomycota; Leotiomycetes; Helotiales; Sclerotiniaceae. Gene Ontology annotation, biological process: peptidyl-serine phosphorylation; intracellular signal transduction.
GACUGGCUGGACUGGCUGGACUGGCUGGACUGACUAGGGAUUCGCUGUCUAACUCUUAUUAGAUCCCUAGCCACGAGCAUGGUUUGGCAUCUUUAAUGCAGAGAGAUGUACAUUGACAGCUUAUGAUCUGAUAUAUACCUAGGUAAGUUACUCAUGACUGUGUCCAAUGUAUCGAUGAAAGGGAAGGAAAGGAAUGUCAUUCAUUCCAUCAGUUCGUGUCCAGUCAAGCAAUCAAGCCCUUCAGCCCUUCAUUCAUAUAUCCUUCCAUCUGCACUCGUGGAUCCUUCUAAAAACUUCCAAUUUCUCACGGCCAACUGCUACCCUCUCACCUUGACCCAUCCGCCUACCUAGGUAUGUAUGUAUGCACAUCUAUAUCCAUAUCCAUCGCCAUCUCCAUACCCAUCUCCAUCCAGAUCCAUAUCCAGAUCCAUAUCUCCACACCAUCUAAAUCAACCGUCACAGUACAAAGCAUUCACCACCACCACCACCACCACGACUUUCUUCCCUCCCUCACCACGCAUCCAUAUUUAUUCAGAAAUUAUCUUCAAAAGGCGGCGUGUGGCCCGUUCACGAACAACAAAGACAAUUCCUUCGCACUCUUCUUUUUCCCUCUCCCCAAACAUCCCUUGGCCGGAAAUUCCUUUGAUCAAUUUCUAGUCAUUGUCUCUGGUCUCUGGUCUCUGGUCUCCGGUCUCUAGUUUCUCCCCUCUAGCCUCUAAUCUCUGACACCAAGUUUCAUCCUAAACACUCCAAAGGAAACGAAGAAGGAAGAAGAAGAAGAAGAAGAAGAAAAAAAAAAGAAGUUUCUCGUCAAGAGAGAGACUCCCAAUCCCAUCCCAUCCCAUCUUUGUUCUCCCAGAUUCUACACCGUCUCGUCUAUCUACCGGUGGCUACUCAAUUUACAAGAUAAUUCAUUUCAAUACUUUCACCCUCUCCACACAAAGGAUCACUCACACUCUCACUCUCACUCUCACUCACACUCUCACUCUCACUCUCACUCUCACUCUCACUCUCACUCCACCAACUCAACUCGACUUGACUUAACCUCCUCGUUCGACUUAUCUUCGCUUCAUACUACAACAUUGUCUGGCAAUUUCCCCGAAGAAAUUUAAUCCACUUCGUUAUCGAGAAAACACCAAUUUCGCAUGAUUUGUUAGUUUUGCGCCGAAUGUCUCCAUUUACAAAUUCAAUCGCAUUUCCUUAGAAAACUUAUUGGUCAUAUCGAGAAGAAGGGGAGAGAGCGCCUUGAAUCCAUCCAGACUUUUGCGCCCAUGGGAAACAGUUCUGGAAAGCCGGUGAACUUCGAAGAUGAAGGUAUGAAUGAAUUUGGUUGAUAAAGGGCUCCGUGGCAAGAGAAUGUGCGAGGAAUCCCUCGAGUUCUUGAGGGGUUCUUUAUCUUGGUUGCCGGUGUCAUUUCGCCACUAGCACUCUUGCUGACAUAUGAUUUCUUCCCGAUAGUGAGCCUCAAUCAUUUUCGACUUCUGCGAGUUGUUGGAAAGGGUGCUUUUGGAAAAGUAAGGAUAGUAGAGAGAAAGGACACGGGAUUGACGUUUGCGCUCAAGUACAUUCGCAAGGAUGAGGGUUGGUGAUACUUCAUUCCAAUCUUGAACGACUACUGAUUUUCCCAUAUAGUCGUUCGACAAGAAAGCGUACGGAAUAUCAUUCGAGAACGUCGAAUGUUGGAGCAUCUAAACCACCCAUUUAUUUGUAACUUGCGAUAUAGUUUUCAAGACAUUGAGUACAUGUAUCUAGUUGUCGAUUUAAUGAACGGAGGCGAUUUACGAUUCCAUAUUUCGAGAAAGACCUUCACCGAGGAAGCGGUGCAGUUUUGGAUUGCCGAACUUGGAAUUGCAUUGAAGUACAUACAUAAGCAGGGUAUCAUACAUCGGGAUGUCAAACCUGACAAUGUUUUACUGGAUUCCGAGGGGCACAUUCAUUUAGCAGAUUUUAAUGUUGCAUCGGAUUACACUUCACACAGAUUGUUGACUAGCAAAUCUGGCACUCUAGCUUAUCUCGCACCAGAAGUUUACAAAGGAUGUGGAUAUGGACCUGGCGCAGAUUGGUGGUCAUUAGGUGUACUGUUCUAUGAGUGUAUCUACAACAAGAGGCCAUUUGAAGGCAGUACCCAGACAACGUUAGCAGCGCAGAUAACCAAAGCUGCACCGAAUUUCCCAAUCACAGCCCCGGCCGUUUCUAUGCCAUGUUUACAUGCCAUUAGUUCAGCUCUCGAGGAGGAUCCAUCGAAGCGAAUGGGUUCAGCCGGAUUCGAAACUUUUACCGACAACCCCUUCUUCAGACCCAUAGAUUUCGAGGCACUUGAGAGAAAAGAGAUAGAACCAGUUUUCGUCCCAUCUAGUGAAAAGACGAACUUCGACGCUACUUAUGAUCUCGAGGAAUUACUAUUGGAGGAAGCACCUUUAGAAGCUCGGGCACGUCGACAAAAACCAAGAGAGGCUCUCAAGGAGGAUGCGACAGAGAAGGAAAUCAAGGAAGAGGAACUUCACAAGAUGAUUGAAGCUCAAUAUACGACAUUCGAUUACACCAAGGCAGCGUAUGACAGAUACAACGAAGGUGGUGAUCCAAAUUCCCCGCCUCCGGUUACUCAAAAUGCUAGCCCGUCGACUCCAGCGUCACAAACUUCUGAUGAAUUUCCAAAAGCUACUCUCACGCGCACUUUAUCUAAGAACCGAAAAAGAGCCGCUUCGCGGUCUCAACCGUCUUCACGUUCAGAAUCACCAUCGAAUAGUGGAAAUAUUCCACCGGUUCCUAACUCGCAAAUUCCUGGCUCUCAACAACCUUCUCAAAAUACUAGCCCGGUCUUAGGACCUCCUCGUUCCGUACCUCAUUCACAUUCACCAAGUACGACCAAAACACCCUUAUCACCUUAUCAACAAUCAUAUAACCGCCCUCAUCGUCCUGGUGGAAUACGCAAGGAAUCACAAGGUGGUGGUAUGCAAGUGGUUUUAGGCGAAACUGGAAGUUGGUCAGAAUUGGCCAAGCAAGAUGCAACCUUGCCCGCAGAUGCUAAAUUAGUAGAAGCGCAUGCCAAGCCAACGGGUAUGUUAGGAUUCUUAUCCAGAAAGAAGGGCAGAGGGCACAGCCCAAAGCCACAGGAGAGGGGUAUCUUGGGGAAGGAAGGUGCAAGAGUUAUUAUAAGCCAAGGUUGAAAUGGUAUCGAAUCAGGAUGAUUCAAUGAAACAUUUCAAUACUAUUGGUACAUAUUUACGAAUUUCCGGUACACAAUUUCCUUUGGUGCGAUCAAUGUAUAUUCAUUGCAUUCGUUGCAUUUUCAAGGGGGUAAGCGGGGAGUUUUAUCACUUUAAUUUUACCCGAUCAUACGUACACGGUUCUCUCACUACCCGAGCAGGCUGGACUUUUAAUUUCUUUUUCUACAUAUUUCUUUUGUUCAUGACAGAUAUGCUGGAGGAAUAAUGAACUCCAUGUGGUUUUUCUUUCUUACGGAGGGGGAUGUAAAUAUUAAAAGAGAAGCGAUCGGAGAGGCAUCUGCCUUGUGAGGAACGAUUAACUCGGUACUUGAAGCGAACGGAAGACUCGAACUCGAAUCUGGGAUACGAUUUUCAUAGGACAUAAGAUAGAGAUAUUUAUGGAACGAAACGGAUCUCUAGGAUUGAGUUUCGCUUUACGUUCUACUUUUGAGGUUUAAAUGGGGAGCAGUGAUGAAACAAGUUGGGAUAGGAUAGGAUGAGAUAGAUACCAUUUGGUGAAGGGAAGCCGAGAUUGCAAUCUUUGAGAUUUGCAAAUACGGUAUAGGGAUAGAGGAUAUUCCCGGGGAUUGGAAAUGGGGAUGGGUAUGAUAUGGAUAUGAUGGUUGGCAGGAUAGGGUAGGGUAGAAUAGGAUUUGGAUGGUUGAGUUGAGUUGGACUGAGAUAGGAUAGGGGAUAGAUGGAUGGAUGGAAUGGGAUGAUAUGAGAUGAGAUGGGUUCGAGUGUUUUUGUAGAUAUGAUACCAAGAUGAAAUAUGAAACA